UGGAAGAGACAAGGUAAGCAAGGAACUUUAUCAGUAGUUGGUGGAAAGGCAUCAGUCCUGAGAAAACUCAAGCUGCAGAAGACGCAGUUGUAUGAUAUUAGGGUCUGAUAUUUAGGUUGCGAUAUCUGGAAUCGAUCCAGAAGAUUUUAAGAGUUACCCAGUAGAGAUUGACUUUGGAGAGAAAGAUUAUAUCCAAGAUCACGAUGAAAUUCCUGAUGAAAAUCUGAUUCCUGACCAAAAUGUGAUCUGGACUUAUGAAAUUGGAGAGUCCCCCUCUGAUAAGCCAAAGCUACUGUUAGUCCAUGGCUUCGGAGCUUGCUCAAUGUUUUACUUCAAGACAUGGAAGCGCCUCACUGAAAAUUUUCAUAUAAUAUGAAUCGAUUUACUAGGAUUUGGAAGGUCUUCCAGACCUAAGUUCAAGUGUAAAACCUCUGAAGAAGCUGAAGACUUCUUCGUUUUGUCCAUAGAGAAAUGGAGAGAACAAAUGCAGCUUGAUUCAUUCAGCAUUUGUUGUCACAGCUUCGGAGGAUACGUAAUGGGGAGAUAUGCUCUGAGGUUUAGUGAUAAUAUCAAAAAAAUUAUUUUUCUGUCGUCAUUAGGAGUAGACCAUGUGCCUGAAGAUAUCGAUCAGGGCCUUGAAAAUUUCCAUUGAACUCUAAGGUUUGCUAAACGAGCAGUUUUCAGGUUACAAAAGUAUUUACCCAGAUUCAUCCAAACAAUCAAUCCCUAUUCACCUCUGAGAGUUCUUGGUCGAAUGUCUGGUGUAUUUUUGAAACGAGAGACUCGGAUGAACAUGAAGAAGAUGCCAGAAGAAGAAUUUGAAAUUAUCUAUCGCUACCUUUAUCAAGUGACUCUAAAGCCAGCCAGUGCUGAAAGCGCCAUCCACGUGUUGUUCACCAGGAACUUCAUCCCCAAACACCCUCUCAUCGAAGCCAUCGACGCCCCUGAUGGCUUCAAAGCCAGAGGCAUCGACACGUGUUUCAUUUACGGAGACUCCGACUGGCUGGACAUGAACAUGAACGGGCCCAAGGUCAGUGCAGUCUUGGCAGAAGAAGGCCACAACGUGCAUGUGCUCGAAGACUCCGACCACCACUUGUUCUUCGACAAUGUGGAGGGGCUGCUCAAGAUCAUCGAGGCGCAGUUCAAAGAAGAGUAACCUCAGUUUACCCAAUUCAGGCAAGAAGGCCGUUCAA
Messenger RNA from Moneuplotes crassus, 1193 nucleotides. The record is from the annotation of a GenBank genome assembly. NCBI's taxonomy places the organism in Eukaryota, Ciliophora, Spirotrichea, Euplotida, Euplotidae.